This is a messenger RNA of Westerdykella ornata, 2611 nucleotides long. RefSeq lists its product as uncharacterized. Bases 224 to 2473 code for a protein of 749 amino acids. NCBI's taxonomy places the organism in Eukaryota, Fungi, Ascomycota, Dothideomycetes, Pleosporales, Sporormiaceae. The transcript has a single exon. The record is from RefSeq and is a predicted model, not a curated record.
UAAGCACGCGACUCAAGCUCCCCACAGACCCGUUCGUUGCCUUCAGCGCGGACAACCCUAUCAUUCCUCAAUCACAUAUUUACUCAACUCCAACCUACUACGUCUGGAGACAACUGCGAUUUAACUCACCUUGUACGGCAUCGGCGCCUGCAUCAGAACCCCUCGAACACAGAAUCAUAUUCACACCUCAACAACUUUCUCGCCCCUCGGCGCAAGACCGAUCAUGGUAGCCACACGAGCGGCAUCCCGAAAACUUCAAACCGCCGUGGCUUCCCCUCCCCCGGCGAAUACCCUCAAAGCGCCCCCGAAGCGAGCCACAAGGAAAAAGGCAGCGCCUCCAGCGGACACCGAGGCAGAAUCCAAGCAUGCUGCAAGCAAAACCACCAAGCCCACAACCAAGCACGAGCCCGUCCCCGCGCCAAAGUCUACAUCCAGAACAACGAAGCCUACGAAGAGAUCAGAGGCAGCGUCUGAUCUCAGCAAGACUGCUCAGAAAGCGGAAUCGGUGACGCGCACGAGGAGGACUACAGUCAAGGCUAAGCCAGAGGCGGGCAACAAGAAAGUAAACUCCGAAGCUGAACCUUCCCUAGAGGGUAGGCAGAAUGUUCCGAAGCGAAAGACAACCACAAGAACGACAAGAACCAAGAAAGAAGUAGAACUUCCCCAUCGCCCAACCAGGUCGACAUCAAAUAAGGCAUCUUCCCGAAAGACCGUGGCAAUCGCACCUCCUGAUACUCAGCUUGGCAAUACGAACAACGGGGAUGAUGAUAGCGCACCCACGCCGAACAUCCCCGAGGGAGCAACAGUGGAACAAGAGGCGGCAUUACAACAGCCGGAGAGGCCAAGUGGACGAAGCUCAGUGACUUAUGAUGGUGCACCGGAGCAAGACGAACUGAGUAUGGACGUGGAGAAUCUUGUCCCCCAGCAACCAACCACCGCGUGCAGCGAUGCUACGGAGCCAGAAGUUAUAACAGCGGCUCACGACGAUGAAGAGGAGAACGGGGGUCGUCCCGACGAGGAACCCGCUUGCACAGAUCCAGAAGAACCUUCGAAGCGAGAUGCGAUUGAUGACGGUGUCAUUAUUGCUGAGCAAGAUGUCAACCUCCUUGCAGACGAUGCCGCAAACCCAGACGCCGCCAGUAGUUUCGAUGCCGCAGAGGAGGAACAUAUUGGGACCGAGGAAUUUAUAGCAACCAAGAAUACGACGACCCCGAAUGAAGUUGAGGGAACCAACGGACGCACGGACGAGGAAGGAGUCAGGCUGGAACAAGCAAGUGUUGAAGAGGGAAAUGCAGCGGUCCGGCUAUCCGGCGAGUCCGAUACCUGGUCGAUUGAUUCUGCUGCCCAGACAGUUGUCACCUUGUGUGACUUGCCGGAAGGUGAUGGCUCCACAGCAGAUGCCCAAUUAGUUCGAGAGGACGUAAUUUGCCCCGAGAAGCUAUUCUUGAACCCAGAUACUGCACGAGAGACCCCAACAUUGGAGCCGAUGCCGUUGGAGGUCUCUAAAUGCAAUCAUGAAUCGAAAGCGGGCAAAGACGACGAAUCAUUGCGCCAUCCCCCUUCCAGCCAGAGCCACAGUCUUCCCAAGGAUGGAAUAGGCGAAAAUGCAGCCAGGAAGAUGGCCUUGACUCACCUCCCACGGCCUGUGCUAGCAAUCUCGGCAAUCGCUGCCAUGCCGCUAUCAGAAUCUCCCAUCAAGUCAGCACUGCGCUCUCCAGUCAAGCUUGACACGAGCCCAAAGAAAAAGACAGUGACAUUCAACGCGCCUCAAAGCCAGACUGUGGAUACUUCACUGCUGGUUUCUGAUGGUCCUCUCAGUGAGACCACCUUCUUCCUAGACAUCCGCUCAAGGGGAAGGAUUGAAAACCACGUGUUCGCUGGCUUGCUAGAAGACUUGGGAGCUCGAGUGAUUUCCACAUGGGAAAGCCAUCGUCCAAACCCUACUCACGUUCUCUUCAAGGAUGGCCUGCUGGAGACCCUGGAGAAAGUAGUGGCGACAAAGGGAGCAGUAAAAUGCGUCAACGUCGGCUUCGCUCUGGACUGUGAGAAGCACAACAAAAGAAUGGAUGAAUCGGACUAUCUUGUCAACCUCGAGCCUGCCAGGCCGAAGACGCCUUCACCCAUCAGGCGACGCUUUGCCUUCACACCGGCACGCACUCCCUCCCAGUUCUUUCACUCGCAGACGCCCAGCACUGUGCUCAGCACACCAACGACUCCCAAUAGCUCCGAGUGGGAACGAUCAAUCAUCUACGAUGAAUAUGUGGAUAAGGAAAAUGCCACCUCUCUUUCGCCGCCCAAAGGAGCUCCGCGCUCAUGCCCCCCUAAAAGGCAGGUCAUGUCAAGUUGGCUAAAGCAAAGCCCAAUCAAGCCGGCCACCGUCGUGCGACCGUUGGCUGCUUCCGCUCGCAAGCGCAGGUUCGAGAGUUUUGGUGGCAUCACUAUGGCUGCCCCGAAGAAACUUCGGUUCGACUAGGAAUACUUCUUGGUAUCUCCUUCUAGUUCUAGCAUGGCGAUGGCGUUCGGACACGGUCUGGUGGGCGAUAUCUUUCCUUUAGGCGAAUGUGGCUUUUGUCGAGCGGAUUGGGGUAUGCAUUGGUGUCGAAUACUUUUG